AUGUCAGACGCCUAUGAGCGCGAACGCCAGAACAACUCCCGCCUUUCUGAUUUAUCUGCGAAGGUCACAGCGUUGAGGGGGGUAACGAUAGAUAUCUAUGACAAUGCUCGCCAGCAAGAUGUAAUCGAUAAUACAUCCGACACAUUCUCCUCUAUGGGCACAAGUCUCAAAGGUUCUGCCGGAAGAUUGGGAAGAAUGGCAGCGAGCGGGAAUAAAGUCGCUGUGUUCAAGUUGUCUGGCAUAAUAAUCGCAGUUAUUUUAGCACUUUGGUUCUUAUGGGGAUUGUUUGUAUAA
Molecule: messenger RNA, 294 nt
Organism: Glarea lozoyensis ATCC 20868
Lineage: Eukaryota; Fungi; Ascomycota; Leotiomycetes; Helotiales; Helotiaceae
Exons: 2
Coding region: 1-294 (97 amino acids)
Biological process (GO): intra-Golgi vesicle-mediated transport
Source: RefSeq, a predicted model, not a curated record